AUGACGGACGGGAACCUGACCGUGAUCUCGGGCUGGUUCACGGACGCGAACCAACCCCCGUUAGAGAUAACGACUCCCGAGAUGUCGCUUCCGAGAAGCUGGUUCCGCCAGGGAGCACCACCUGACAUCGCCAAGCCUAUGCAUGAAGUCGUCAAGCCCGGAAAAAUUAUCACUACUCAUAAGCCUGAGCCAACCCAGUGGAGAGUUCUCGAAGCCCAGACGGAAAUCGAGCAUCAGCGUGGGAAAGAUCAGGCGAGGGAGGGUAAUCCCUCAUACGCAGCCUUGAAACUAUUAUGCGAGAAUGUGAGAGAUCCGAGCUUCCAGGCGCUCAUGCGUGUCUAUCUACAAAUCCCGUACACGAAUACGGAGUUUAUGGAAUCGACCACUCGCGCCACACAGGCCAUGGAAUUCAAGCCCAUCGAGCUAGAUGCACAUCAGGCUCCCAGCAAGGAUAAACAGACCUCUAAGUUCACACCAGCUCUACUCGGUUAUGAAGAGUCGCAACAGGACCAAUCAGGGCUAGUACCUGGCGGGUUUCUGAUUUAUGUGGUGUGGGAAUUCGUUCCUGGGCUACAGCUGGGCGAUUUAUCUGGGAAUGCUACCGCUUUCUGGCAGCUUCCGAGGACCGAGCGAGAUCGGAUCCGUGCGGCCUUCAAGAAGACCCUCCAGGACAUCAAAAGAGUCGGUUUCUGGCCAAACUCUGCUGAUGCACUGAAUCUCAUCUGGCAAUCGGAUAGUGGGAUGCUGUUCUGGGUCGGGUUUCGAGACUGUAAUAUGGCUCUUGAUCGGUGUAUUGCGUCUACGCCUGAACAGAUCGACGUCGAUACCUCGAAUCUGAGUGUUCGCGCACUCAGUCAGUUCAAGACGGAGAAACAGUAUGUUGUGGGUGGUUCGACUAGUGACUAG
Penicillium riverlandense is the source of this 906-nucleotide messenger RNA. RefSeq lists its product as uncharacterized. Lineage: Eukaryota; Fungi; Ascomycota; Eurotiomycetes; Eurotiales; Aspergillaceae. The coding region runs from base 1 to 906 and encodes 301 amino acids. The transcript is spliced from 4 exons. The record is from RefSeq and is a predicted model, not a curated record.